Amphibalanus amphitrite is the source of this 1878-nucleotide messenger RNA. Its product is annotated as sulfotransferase 1E1-like. Gene Ontology annotation, biological process: sulfation. The transcript is spliced from 4 exons. The record is from RefSeq and is a predicted model, not a curated record. The coding region runs from base 269 to 1333 and encodes 354 amino acids. Gene Ontology annotation, molecular function: sulfotransferase activity. Gene Ontology annotation, cellular component: cytoplasm. Lineage: Eukaryota; Metazoa; Arthropoda; Thecostraca; Balanomorpha; Balanidae.
CAGCGCUGCAGUCGUGCUCCAGGUCAGACGGCGAGCGGAGCUGCGGCCGUCCGACCUCCGCGCUACUCUGAGCCCCGCCCGCCGACCGCCGGGACGCCAAACAGGCUCACCCGCCGGCCAAGGACAGUGGUCUCUGCCGCCGACCGACCGUCGGACUGCACUCCCAGAGGUCGCCCUGCCCUAUCACCCAGGCUGACACCAGCUCGAGCGCCGAGAGAUCGCCGUAUCAUUGGUCAGCGCGGGCACCGCCGACUUUCAGGCCGCGGAUAUGGCUGACCCGGCCAGGGAGCCGGAGCCGGAGCCGGAGCCGGAGGAGCGGCUCCCGUUCCCCUGGGACCCCGUGCCGCUGGCCGGGGAGCGGCUCGCCAGGAUGGCCGGCGCCUUCCCCGACUACCGAGAGGAGGGGCUCGCCGGCUUCGGACCCUCCGGCUACGUGGCCAUGCCCGACUCGAAACCCUUCUUCGAGGAGUACUACAACACGCCCGUGCACCCUGGCGACAUCUGGGUGGUGACGCUGCCAAAGUGCGGCACCACCUGGACCCAGGAGCUAGUCUGGCUGCUGCAGAACGACUGCGACUUCGAGGGCGCCAAGUCGAUGCUGAUGCCGGAUCGCUACCACUUCCUGGAGAUCACGGGCGUGACGGCGCGCUCCGUCCGCGAAAAGAUCAGGGACGGCGAGGACCCGCUCUCGCGGCGCAUCUUCUUCGACCCGAUCGAGUCCCGGCCGCGGCCGUGGUUCGUCAAAACCCAUCUGCCGCUGCACAUGUGCCCGCCCAAACUCCUCGACACCGCCAAGGUGGUGUACAUUGUCCGCAACCCGAAGGACGUCUGCAUCUCCUACUACCACCACUUGCACCUGUACAACGAGGCGGCCGCCGACCUCACCCUGGAGACGUUCGUCGACCUCUUCAUCGACGGACUGGUCACCCAGCUGCCCUUCUUCCCGCACGUGCUGGAGGCCUGGCGGCAGCGCCACCACCCCAACAUGCUGUUCCUCUUCUUCGAGGACCUCAAGAAGGACCUGCGCGGCAACAUCGCCAGGGUGGCGGAGUUCCUCGGCAAGACGCCGACUGACGAGCAGCUGGACAAGCUGGCCGAGCACCUGCACUUCAGCAACCUCAAGAACAACCCGUGGGUGAACUGGGAGUGGAUCGCCAAGUCGGCCUGGUCCACCGGAGACCCCAACAAAAAGUUCAUGCGCAAGGGCAAGACGGGCGACUGGAAGAACCACUUCACGCCUGAGAUGGACCGUAAGAUGACCGGGUGGAUGGAGCGCGAGCUCGAGGGCACCGGGCUCUCGUUCGUGCUCGACAUACCCGAGGAGCAGCAAUAGGCGGCGGCUAGGGCCCCGCAGGGAUAGUUGCUGCGCUGGAGAGGGAGGGGGAGCCGGGAGGCCGUGUGGUGAGGCACGGUAACUGGUAAGUCGCUGUCGGUCCUCUGCCAUUUAUACUGAUAUUGUUGUCCUUCCUCUGUCAAUCCAGUGCGACCCUGGGCCCUGUAUUACUGUGUCGCGCCCUUGUUCUACCUUGUCUUCGGUAAGUUGUUCAGUACUACCCUGGCUUGGUGUCGUGUAUUGUCCUUUAUACGGGCCUCUAGCGGAUGUUUUUAUUGGCUAUGCUGUGUAUGACUACAUUUUAAUGGCGAAUGAUUGAAGGCCUCCUCUCCCAAAACUGCAUGCGUCUGAAUCUUAUUUGUACGUCGUCUUUUACCACGAACAAACAAUGAGCAUAAUUGCUUCGAUUGCUUCUUGAUUUGAUAAUUGUAAGCCUGUUUCUUGUGCCAAAUACGAUUUACACUAUAGAUAACUUGGCCGAUUUGUGGGAAAUGUGUCAGCAGUGGUCGUAUCAUUCCAAAUAGACGAUAGAAUUAAUGCGUACA